This is a messenger RNA of Epinephelus moara (kelp grouper), 2878 nucleotides long. RefSeq names its product flavin-containing monooxygenase 5-like. The transcript is spliced from 10 exons. The record is from RefSeq and is a predicted model, not a curated record. The coding region runs from base 142 to 1809 and encodes 555 amino acids. NCBI's taxonomy places the organism in Eukaryota, Metazoa, Chordata, Actinopteri, Perciformes, Serranidae. Gene Ontology annotation, molecular function: flavin adenine dinucleotide binding; NADP binding; N,N-dimethylaniline monooxygenase activity.
GUUUCUUCAUGCAUGUGCUGACUGUGAGCUAAAGGUCAGAUUACGGGUUAAACUGAACAGUUGCUGCUCAUUAUUCUUUCGGCUGCAAUUAACCUGUGCAACAGUGAGCUUUCUGAUUUUGCAUCACAACAGAGCUGAAGUAUGACUCGUCGUGUGGCGGUGGUCGGAGCAGGUGCUUCAGGUCUAGCCAGUAUUAAGUGCUGCCUGGAUGAGGGCCUGGAGCCAGUCUGCUUUGAGAGCAGUGAUGACAUUGGUGGUCUGUGGAGGUUUAAGGAGAAUCCAGAGCCAGACAGAGCGAGCAUUUACCACUCUGUCAUCAUCAACACCUCCAAGGAGAUGCUGUGUUUCAGUGACUUUCCCGUCCCUGGGCACUUCCCAAACUACAUGCAUAACUCCCUCAUCAUGGACUACUUGCGAAUGUAUGCUGACCACUUCCAGCUCACCAAGCACGUACGCUUUAAUACCAAAGUCUUGCAGGUGCAGCAGAGACCAGAUUUUUCUCAUUCAGGCCAGUGGGACGUUGAAACCGAGAACAAGGACGGCAAAAAGGAGAAGCACAUUUUUGAUGCAGUGAUGAUCUGUAUUGGACAUCACUGCCAGCCCAACCUGCCACUGCAUGACUUCCCAGGUAUCGACACGUUCAAGGGAAAGUACUUCCACAGCAGAGACUACAAGACUCCUGAGGAGUGGAGGAAUAAAACGGCUGUAGUGGUUGGCAUAGGAAGCUCUGGAGGAGACAUAGCAGUGGAGCUGAGCAGGGUCACCAAGCAGCUGUAUCUAAGCACUCGGAGGGGAGCCUGGAUCGCAAAUCGAGUUUCUGACAAUGGUCUUCCCCGUGAUAUGCUCAAUGACAGGAUGACUCAAUUCAUGCGCCGUAUCCUUCCCUUCAGAGUUAUCUGCAGCAUGGCAGAGAGAAAAGUCAACAAGAGAUUUGAUCACAGUCUGUAUAACUUGAAGCCAAAGCACAGGAUUUUCAACCAACAUCCCACAAUUAAUGAUGACCUUCCCAACCGCAUCCUGUCUGGAACAGUUCAGGUGAAACACAACAUCCGCAGGUUUCAGGGGACCAGUGUGGAGUUUGAAGAUGGAAGUGUCGUGGAAGACGUCGACCUGGUGGUGUUUGCCACAGGUUACAAGUUUUCCUUUCCAUUCCUGGCCUCACAUGUGGUCUCAGUAUGUGAGAACAAAGUAUCCCUGUACAAGUAUGUGUUUCCUCUUGACUUGGACUGCCCCACUCUGGCUAUCAUUGGUCUCGUGCAGCCACUGGGAGCAACUAUUCCCCUCUCUGAGAUGCAGGCCAGAUGGGCCACACGUGUCUUUAAAGACAGCAUCAAGCUUCCCUCUGUGGCGUCCAUGCUAAAAGAUGUCCAGUACAAACGGGAGACAAUGGCUAAAAGGUAUUUCCCCACUCAGAGACACACCCUCCAAGUGGAUUAUCUCAGAUACAUGGAUGAGAUAGCAGAGCUGGUGGGAGUUCGACCCAACUUCUUGAAGCUGCUGCUGACUGAUCCCAGGCUGGGACUGACUGUGAUGCUCGGUCCCGGUACUCCGUACCAGUAUCGUCUCAAAGGGCCAGGAAAAUGGGCUGGAGCCCGCCAGGCCAUCCUCACACAGUGGGAGAGAGUGGCCCAAGCCAUGCAGACAAGACCUUGCCGUGAUCCCGAACCCAAGAGAUCAUUUAUGUGGCCUCUGAUCCUGUCUGCUUCUGCUGUGGGCUUGGCUGCCUACGUUAACAGGAGCAACCUUCCAGAUUUCCUGCAGGAUCCUACUAUACUGUUGGAUAAGAUAAAAGCGUACCUGCCUGUAUAGUGAUGUGCAAAUAUUUUUUAAAUUCACAUCUGAUGUGAUUAUGACUUUAUAAGACAUGCUGAUUUGCUGGUAGGCACUAGCUGAGUAUAAUAAACAUAGCAGAAAUAAAAUUGAAAAAAAAUCUAAAUAGAUAUAAAUGUCAAAAUUAAACCCCAAUAAGUGUUAAAUUCUUAGUACAGUAACGUAUAAGGAAGCAGCAGCAUUUUAAUGUUCCAGCCGGUCUGUGUGGACAUUACUUUGGACCUCUGGCAGUUUCUACUACAUCACUCCGUCUCUGGGCUGGACAGUGAACUAAGAUAAUGCACACUGGUCAAUGAUGCCACCUAAUGGCAGCUUCUGAACUCAGCUGAUGUUUGCCUUGAAAAAAAACCCUACAUGAAACCAUAUUUUUCUCUACAUAAUCUGUAUUUCAAACUUUGAGCAUGUGAGCAGAGACAGGAAGUGAGCAGAAUCAGACACAUGGAAAUGAAGUACUGAAAAAACAAAACUAAAACAGCUCCAAACAUAAAGACAACAAAAACAAAACAAAUUUGACACAAGUUAAAGUAGAUAUAAAAAUGCCAGUGACUCGUGACAAAAGGCUCACUCUUGUCACACAGUUUAAAAGAUGGUGCUCACAUUUAUUAUUUUGAUUUUAGGAGUUUUUUGUUUGUGAAUACAUUUACAAGAUGUAAAAUCAUAUUAAUAAGGAAAAAUGCAUUCAUAUCAUUGUCACAGUAAUGAAAGACCCCAAAUAUAAUAUUCCUAUAAUAAAAAAGUAUAAUGGUGGGUAGAGCAGGUGUCCCAUAUAUGAAGGCAAUGUCCUUGCAUCAAUGGUCACGAGCUUUAUUCCAGCCUGCUGCAUGUCAUCCUCCUUACAUGCUUAGACUGCCCUAUCUAAUAAAGACAAAAAGACAACAAAACAAAUGUUUAAAAAUGAAUGAAUAAAUAGUAAAAGCCAAGAGAAUGUUGUCAGCUAUCUUUCCACUGCACAUGUGUAACAUUACAAGACCAAAGAGAGAAAUUUACAUGUGACUCAUUAACUUUUUAAAGAAAUGUUCCACUGGAUAAAAGCUACGGAUCAAUUUAA